Messenger RNA from Trichophyton benhamiae CBS 112371, 1056 nucleotides. RefSeq lists its product as uncharacterized. The record is from RefSeq and is a predicted model, not a curated record. Gene Ontology annotation, molecular function: protein kinase activity; ATP binding. Bases 1 to 1056 code for a protein of 351 amino acids. The transcript is spliced from 4 exons. Gene Ontology annotation, biological process: spliceosomal complex assembly; regulation of mRNA processing; protein phosphorylation. Lineage: Eukaryota; Fungi; Ascomycota; Eurotiomycetes; Onygenales; Arthrodermataceae.
AUGUCUCCUCGUAUUCUGCUACUAGAAGAGAAUGGGUACGGUGGCAGCGAGACUAAUCACAAUAUUAGCCAACGCCGCUAUGCAGCUCUCAAGGUUUAUAUAUGCAGUGCUGGAGCCGAACAGGAGUGCAAUGUACUGAGGCAUCUUGAAUCAUUAAAGUCGUCCCAUCCUGGCAAAGCAAAGGUUCGGACGAUGCUCGAUGCCUUUACCGCAGAUGGACCAAGUGGCCGACACCAAUGCUUAGUGCAUGAGCCUCUACUGACGAGCAUUUCACAUCUUCAAGCCUCUCUUCCAAACCAGAGGCUUACCGAACAGGUCUUGAAACUGUUACUCAAAGAGCUUCUAGUAACACUAGACUACCUCCACACCGAGGCUCAAGUCAUUCACACUGCUGACUAUUUGCAAGAUAUCCAAUCGAAGAACAUCAUGAUCGGCACAAACCAGCCAUCUCGUUUCGAGGAAUGGAAAGCACAAGCUGUCCAAGGGCCUCCUUCUCGGAAAAAUGUACCUGGACAUGUUGUCUAUCGAUCUAGGCGCUACAAUAUCGAGGAAGGUAGGGGUGCAUGGGGCCUACCAUUGUUGUCUGAUUUUGGCCAAGCUCGUAUUGGUCCUGGAGACCAUGAGGGUACAAUCCAACCAACCCUUUAUCGCGCACCCGAAGUUGUUUUGGGCAUGAAAUGGGACUCCAAAGUGGAUAUUUGGAAUCUUGGAGCUUUGAUAUGGGAACUUUUCGAAAACUAUUAUAUGUUUCAAGAUCGUGGCCCUGAUGGAGAGUAUUCUGAGGCUCACUUGCUAGCUAGCAUGAUCGCUCUUCUGGGACCCCCUCCAAGUCAAUUUCUUAAAAGAAGUGAUAAAAGCCUGAGAUUUUGGGAUGAGUCAGGCAACUGGAGAGGGCUUGCUGAGAUAGCUGAUGUUUCCUUUGAGGAGUCGGAGCUUUACCUGGAGGGCCGGAACAAAGAUAUUUUUAUUCAAUUUGUGCGGAAGAUGGUGAGAUGGGAGCCAAAUGAGAGGCAAACCGCCAGAGAGCUAUUGAAUGACCCCUGGCUGCUAUCGUAA